AUGACCGUUUCUGAAGGUAUGACGCCGUCUAAAAGCGAGCUCUCGGGAGAUGGUUCGAAUUCGCAUCCCAUUGAGAGCAAGAAAGAUAUUGUAUCGGUAAUCUCGACAGAGACAAAGCCAUUUUCAGCUUAUAUCUUUGCGUGCUUAUGCUGCUUCAUGGUUGCAUUCGGUGGCUUUAUUUUUGGAUGGGAUACCGGUACGAUUUCUGGCUUCGUCAAACAAACAGAUUUCAUAGCGCGUUUUGGCCAGCUGAGCCCGAGUGGAGAGUAUGAACUCAGUGAUGACAGGACUGGAUUGAUUGUCUCGAUCUUUAACAUUGGUUGUGCUGUUGGUGGUAUAUUCUUAUCCAAGAUUGGUGAUGCCUAUGGGCGUAAAAUCGGUCUUGCGACUGUGACGGCAGUUUAUGUCAUCGGGAUAGUUAUCCAAAUCAGCGCAAGUGACAAGUGGUACCAAUAUUUCGUUGGUAGAAUCAUUUCAGGUUUAGGUGUGGGUGGUAUUGCCGUUCUUUCGCCCAUGUUGAUCUCUGAGACCUCCCCAAAGCACUUGAGAGGCUCUCUUGUGUCAUGUUACCAACUUAUGAUUACCGCGGGUAUCUUUCUCGGAUACUGCACGAAUUAUGGAACAAAAACCAAUUACACUGACUCCAGACAAUGGAGAAUUCCAUUGGGGUUGGGUUUUGCCUGGGCUCUCCUAAUGAUUGGAGGCAUGGCCUUCGUUCCGGAGUCCCCACGUUACUUGGUGGAGGCCGAAAACCUACCCAAGGCCCGGAUGUCUAUUGCGAGGGCCAACAAGGUUGCAGAAGACCACCCUAUCGUCGAGCAUGAGCUAAAUACUUUGCAGACUGCAAUCGAGCUUGAAAAGCUAGCGGGUAAGGCUCGGAUCGUUGACCUGUUUAACGUUAAAAAGAAGAUUUUCCAACGGUUGAUUAUUGGUAUUUUUAUCCAGUCUUUGCAGCAACUUAUUGGUAACAACUAUUUCUUCUACUACGGGACCACCAUAUUUAACGCUGUCGGAAUGGACGAUCCGUUCGUCACGUCGAUUGUGCUGGGUAUCGUGAACUUUGGCUCAACCUUUUUCUCUCUGUACACCGUUGACAAAUUUGGCAGAAGAAAGUGUUUGAUAUGGGGCGCCUUUGCCAUGGCUAUUUGUAUGGCAAUUUUUGCUUCCGUUGGCGUCACGAAGUUGUGGCCAAAUGGCGAGGAUCAACCAUCCUCCAAGCCAGCAGGUAACGUUAUGAUUGUCUUCACCUGCAUUUACAUCUUCUUCUUCGCCACCACCUGGGCUCCGAUUGCCUAUGUUAUCAUUUCCGAGAUAUACCCACUUAGAGUGAAGGCUAGAGCUAUGGCGCUUGCAACAGCUGCAAACUGGAUAUGGGGUUUCUUGAUUGCCUUCUUUACCCCACGAAUCACCAGUGCCAUCAAGUUUUGCUACGGCUACGUCUUUAUGGGCUGUCUGAUCUUCGCUUUCUUCUACAUCUUCUUCUUCGUCCCAGAAACGAAGGGCCUGACAUUGGAGGAUGUCGACGAGAUGUGGCAAGAGGGUGUGGUGCCGUGGGGGUCCGAGAGCUGGCUACCUCGUAGCGACAGGGAAGUUGCCCACGACGCCUAA
Messenger RNA from Eremothecium gossypii ATCC 10895, 1608 nucleotides. Its product is annotated as sugar porter family MFS transporter. The record is from RefSeq and is marked provisional. The transcript has a single exon. Gene Ontology annotation, molecular function: carbohydrate:proton symporter activity. Gene Ontology annotation, biological process: transmembrane transport; carbohydrate transport. Gene Ontology annotation, cellular component: plasma membrane. The coding region runs from base 1 to 1608 and encodes 535 amino acids. Lineage: Eukaryota; Fungi; Ascomycota; Saccharomycetes; Saccharomycetales; Saccharomycetaceae.